This is a messenger RNA of Mesocestoides corti, 1566 nucleotides long. The record is from the annotation of a GenBank genome assembly. Lineage: Eukaryota; Metazoa; Platyhelminthes; Cestoda; Cyclophyllidea; Mesocestoididae.
AUGAGUCCGUUUCACCCCGAACGUCUGACUGUGCUUUUAGUGCACUUUCGACAAACAGGCAGAGCUGUGGUCGACGGACUGUAUUCCGCUGAUGUCGAGGUGGCGCAAGCUAGGAGACGUGGGCACAACGACAAGUUUGCCAAGCUUCACGAUGCCGCCCGUAACACAGGGCGACUAUCUGUCGCUGCCUACAACGUGAGUGCUGCCACCUCGGGUGCCAUCGGUGGCACUGGAUCCACUUCCCAUGUCGUAUCAGCGACGCAGAUAAUGAAUCCUCACCAAUUUAGAGACGUUGCACAGUCUGUGUCACUCUGCAGUGCAGGCGGCCUGCUUCUACGAUACGAGGACGUAGACCUCGAAGCAGUGCGUUCGUGUAUCAACACCGACAACCUAAUUGAAGAGAUUACUUCCUAUUCGCAGUCUGUACACUGUUACGUAAGUUGUGGCCGCGUGGCUUCUCGGGACGCGGCAGUUGCAGUGUCAGCUGCAACUCUCUUGCGCUCGGAACCGGCGAUUUGCCAGCUCAUCCUACCAGCCAUCGAGGUGGCAGCCAAUGAACUCAUCACGCCACUCUUUGAGCAAUGUCGCCACGUUACCGUGCCCAUGGUGGAAGCCAGGGUGAGAAAGGACUUCGCCCUGCAACCAGAUCCAGCUCAGAUACUACGUGCUGCCAGGCAGAUGAUGCGUCACCUCGCCGCCAAUGUGUCGCAUAUCAACUUUCAUAAAGACGUCUCUGAACACCUUGUCAACAAAGUCACAAACCUCAUUUGGAACAGUCUGAUAACCGCAAGCCAACAGGAGAAGGAGAUGGUGGAGUUCAUUGUGAAAUUCGUUUUAAGCAGAUCAAUAUUCCUGUGUAUAGCGUACAUAGAAAAGGCCGUGGCUGAGCGAGUAAGUAGAGAAGUGGAAAAGAAUCUUGAACCGGAUGUGAUGAUGCGUCAGGAAUUGGGACCUCAGAGGUUCCUGGAACAGGUCACCGCCAAUUAUCAGAACCUGCCAGAAAGCAUGCAAGCACACCCAUAUGUUCUUCAACCAUUGCCUCCACCAUCCUACGAGGAGUUCAAACAAUCGGACCCUGGAUUUGCUUCGUCGACUACUUUCCUGUCUCCUGGCCACAUCGUCCCAGCACAACCGUCCUCCCAGACCCAACAGCAGAUUGUGCGACGUGCUACUGGUGUACUGACCCAACAACCGACGCCCAACACCGUCACUAUGCGCUCAACACAACAUCAACGGCAGCAGCAGCAGCAGUUGCAAGAAAUGGCUCUAGCAUUUGCUGGGCAACUGCAACUGCAACAACGCCAACCCGAGGCUCAGCAGCAAUAUCUCCAACGACAUUCCAGUACUUCCGCAACCUCACAUCAGAAACAGUCUGAUGGUGGAUUUCGGAGUUUCAAUGGCUCUAUUUUUAGCGACCGGGGUAUCCAACUGUCCCGCGGGGCUUUGAACGAUCGCUACUUGGAUUUCCGUCAUCGACUUCUUUGCUGUCUCAUGGCCGCAUCGUCCCUGCACAACCCUCCUCCCACACCCAACAGCAGAUUGUGCGACGUGCUACUGGUAUGCUGA